Podarcis muralis (Common wall lizard) is the source of this 4429-nucleotide messenger RNA. It is a transcript of the gene TBX3, whose product is annotated as T-box transcription factor 3. Lineage: Eukaryota; Metazoa; Chordata; Lepidosauria; Squamata; Lacertidae. Gene Ontology annotation, molecular function: RNA polymerase II cis-regulatory region sequence-specific DNA binding; DNA-binding transcription factor activity, RNA polymerase II-specific. Gene Ontology annotation, biological process: positive regulation of DNA-templated transcription; regulation of transcription by RNA polymerase II; cell fate specification. The record is from RefSeq and is a predicted model, not a curated record. Gene Ontology annotation, cellular component: nucleus; chromatin.
UCUCUCUCUCUCUCUCUCUCUCUCUCUCUCUCUCUCUCUCUCUCUCUUUUCUCUCUGUCUGCUAUUCCUUGCAGGAACUUGCAGGGGUUGGGAGGGCGUAGAAGAGCGAUCAAGGAUCCCCAGUUUUGCAAAUCGCUAUCGUUAAGGCUUUUUUGAAAUUUAUUUUUAAAAAAAAUAUUGAAAGAGGACAGGGGGAAAGAAGGGAGGAGAGAUCCGAGGAGGAACGACGGAGACGGGCGGCGGAUAUUUUUUUCUUUUCUGGAAUCCAAACUUUGGCAACGGCGAGCCGCGUGGGGGGAGGGGAAAACGGAAGCUGCAUUCUCUCUCUCUCUCUCUCUCUCUCUCUCUCUCUCUCUCUCUCUCUCUCUCUCUCUCUCUCUCUCUCCAACUUUUAGCGCUGCGAGGAGCCUGAUUAGAAACAAGAGGCUUCCCCCCCGAUUCACAAUUUCUCCUCUCCCUCUCAUUCACGCGCACACAAACACACUCCACCUUUACAGAAGCUUUCGGCGGGGCGUUGAAUAUAAGGAGGGGGGAAGCAUAAGAAAGAGCGGAAGGGAAAAAAACCUUCCGAUCUCCACGUUUGCAAGAGACCCACCAGAGAAAGAAGGUGACUUCUUCUUUUUCGAGGCGUUCCUUUUCCCUGCACGACCGAACCCUCCUUUCCUCCGUCGCCUUCCCCAGAAGUAGCGGCGAAAUCUGGCCGAAGUCCUUGCUGCUGCUGCUUUCUCCACCGCCACCCCUUCCUCUUUCGAAACCGACCAUUCUUAACAUUAUAAUUCAAUCCUUGUGAAAAAGCUAUCGCUGAGGAGGAGGAGGAGGAAGAAGAGGAGGAGGAGGAGAAGGAGCUUCCCAGCCAGGCGCAAAGACACCCUGGCGGGUUCCGGGUGACAAGAUGCCUCCUGCUUUCGACUCGGGCGCUGGGACUCUCUGGUGACUCGCCUAUGUCACUCUCCGGCACCCGCCGCCCUGGUCGCUCGCCUCCUCUUCGGACGGCCCUCUCGCCUUCCUCUCUCUCUCCUCCUCCUCCUCCUCUUCCUCCCUUUCCCUCCUUCUCUCCUUCUUCUGGGAAUCGUGGCCCGACGAUGAGCUCGUAAGGGCCGCGCGCUCCAGGAUCCAGGACUGCGUCCGGGCAGGCCGCUGGGAGCGAGGCAAGCUGUUGGAUGAAUCUCUCCAUGAGAGAGCCCGUGAUUCCUGGGACCAGCAUGGCUUACCACCCCUUCCUACCUCACCGGGCGCCGGACUUCGCCAUGAGCGCCGUCUUGGGUCACCAGCCGCCUUUCUUCCCGGCUCUGGCGUUGCCCCCCAACGGGGCCGCCGCCCUCUCUCUGCCGGGGGCUCUGGCCAAGCCCAUCAUGGAUCAGUUAGUCGGGGCGACGGACUCCGGGAUGCCUUUCUCGUCUCUGGGACACCAAGCCGCGGCUCACCUGAGGCCUUUGAAAACCUUGGAGCCGGAGGAAGAGGUGGAGGACGACCCCAAAGUCCACCUGGAAGCCAAGGAACUCUGGGAUCAGUUCCACAAGCGGGGCACCGAGAUGGUAAUCACAAAGUCAGGAAGGAGAAUGUUUCCACCCUUUAAAGUGAGGUGUACUGGCCUGGAUAAGAAGGCCAAAUAUAUUUUGUUGAUGGACAUAGUGGCGGCUGACGAUUGUAGAUAUAAAUUCCACAAUUCCCGGUGGAUGGUGGCCGGGAAAGCCGACCCUGAAAUGCCAAAGAGAAUGUAUAUCCAUCCAGAUAGCCCGGCGACCGGAGAACAGUGGAUGUCUAAAGUCGUGACUUUCCACAAACUUAAACUGACUAAUAACAUUUCAGACAAACACGGAUUUACCAUAUUGAACUCCAUGCACAAGUACCAGCCUCGGUUCCACAUCGUCCGGGCCAAUGAUAUUCUGAAACUGCCUUACAGCACCUUCCGCACUUACGUUUUCCCCGAGACAGAAUUCAUUGCGGUGACUGCGUAUCAGAACGAUAAGAUAACUCAGUUAAAGAUCGACAACAACCCGUUUGCCAAAGGCUUUCGAGACACAGGGAAUGGGAGACGAGAGAAAAGGAAGCAACUGACCCUCCAGUCCAUGCGAGUCUAUGAUGAGAGGCAGAAGAAAGAAAAUGGGACUUCGGACGAGUCCUCAAGUGAGCAGACAGCUUUCAAAUGCUUUGCCCAGUCAACCUCCCCUGCAGUAUCCACUGUGGGCACAUCUAAUCUCAAAGAUCUGUGUCCCAGCGAGGGGGAAAGCGACACGGAAAGCAAAGACGACCCCUCGGAGGCCAACGACUCCUCCGGGAAGAUCUCCACCACCACGGCUGCGAUUGCCACCAACAGUAGCUCCUCGGGCUCCGGAGGAGGAGGAGACCCACGGGAGAAGAGCAGCCCCUCCAAAGUGACCCUCUUCCCCCCGGACUCGGCAGGCGGCAGAGGCAGCCGGGAGAGCGCCCCCAAGGCUCCCGCAGACUCAGCUCGCCACAGCCCGGCCACCAUCUCCUCCAGCACCCGGGGCCUCGGCGGGGAGGAGGUGAAAAGCCCCUCGAGGGAGGACUGCAGGGGCCUGGCCAAAGAGCCCUUCGCCCCGCUGACGGUCCAGACGGACAGCGCUGCCCACCUCGCCCACCAGGGCCACUUGUCCAACCUGGCGUUCUCCCAUGGCCUGGCCGGGGGGCAGCAGUUCUUCAACCCGCUGAGCAACGGGCACCCUCUGCUCCUCCACCCCAGCCAGUUCGCCAUGGGCGGCGCCUUCUCCAGCAUGGCCGGGAUGGGCCCCCUGCUGGCUACAGUCUCCGGGGCCUCGGCAGGAGUUACCGGGCUGGACAAUACGGUGAUGGCCACGGCGGCGGCUCAGGGAUUAUCCGGAGCGUCAGCGGCGGCUGCAGCGGCGGCGGCGGCUUUACCUUUUCAUCUGCAACAGCACGUCCUGGCCUCGCAGGGCUUGGCUAUGUCCCCCUUCGGAAGCCUUUUCCCUUACCCGUACACCUACAUGGCAGCCGCGGCUGCCGCCUCGACCGCAGCAACCAGCUCCGUCCACCGCCACCCGUUCCUCAGCGCGGUGCGCCCUCGCCUGCGCUACAGCCCUUACUCCAUCCCGGUGCCCUUACCGGACAGCAGCAGCCUUCUCACCACAGCCCUGCCCUCCAUGGUCGGCGGGGCGGAAGGCAAAGCGGGCGCCUUGGCAUCCAGCCCGGCCUCGGGAGCCUUGGACUCCGGCUCCGAGCUGAACAGCCGCUCUUCCACCCUCUCCUCCGGCUCGGCCGUCUCGCUGUCGCCCAAGGUCGACAAGGAAGCCACCAGCGAGCUGCAGAACAUCCAGCGUCUAGUGAGUGGCUUGGAAUCGAAAGGCGACAGAGCCCGGAGUGGGUCGCCCUAGAGGUGGGGAGAGGAGGAAGGUCCCCUCGCAGAAAAACUUCUCCAUCCCCCCACAGUCUCUGGGCUAGGGACCCUUCUUUUCCCUUCCCUCCCCCCAUUUCUCUGGCCUCCUGCUAGAACUCGCCACUGCCGCUCCCACCUCUGAGUGGGACUGACCAGGCAAGGUUUUGUCCUGGAGGUUGCAGGGGGCGGGCGGGGAGCGGGGAGCCUGGAGGCCGCUAACCGGACAGAGGGGGGAGAGAGAGGUCGCUCUUGGAAGCUGCUAUUGUGAACCAGACUGUGGUGUCCACUGGAGGGGCGGUGGUGCGCACGUGGGGUCAGCGGAUCCUGGGGAGAGGUGACCCCCAUGGCCUCCCUCCCUUGUUUGUUUCUACCCCUGUCGACACACAACAAACGGAGAUGAAAGGAGAAGACACCGAGGAGUGAUCCCCGGUGUGUCCCGCCCCCCCUUGCUCCCCUUCAAACGGAGAAAUGACUUUUUGCAUAUCAGUUCAAGCCUGACCACGGCCCAUGUCAAUCUUUGUUAAAAGAGGGGCGUGUCCCUUUAAUACUCGAGUGACGUCUGUCAGCCUCUGUAAGGCUCUGUUUGCAUGUUCCAUUCUAAGCCUCAUUAUUUUGGAGUUUUUUUUUAAUUAAAAAAAAUUGCUUGCUUAAGUUCCAAGGGACUUUUUUUUUUAACCCUCCCCCUCCCCCAAGUUUAUUCUCCACUUCUUCCCUUAGGAACAAUUUAAAAUGUAGUUGGAAAGAUGAUAAUUUUUUUAAAGGGCCGUAAUUUCCUUGAAGCGGUUCCCCACUCCCUCUCCCCCCACCUUUUACUGUAUAUGCAAUAACAAGGUUUAUAAACAUAAUAAGGAAGAAAAAAGAAAGGAAGAAAGAAGUGGACACUAUGGAUAAAGUAUUUAUGUAAUUGAUGGAUAACUUGUAAAUAAGUGGCAUAUGAGUACUCGAAAUUAAAAAAUUAAUUUAUUGAUAUUGUACAUAUGUCUGUAAAUAAGGCCUGACGCUGUCUUCUUUUAUCGUUUUCUUUUUCUCUCCAGUUGCUUUCAUUUAAAAUAAAAUUAAAUAAAAUCCCUUGAA